CCCCUUUGUCUCGCUGGCCUCGACCCCCCCCCAAGUCAGUUCUGCACUGGGGGGUGCGGGGGGGCAUCCGGGGCGCGCGGCCCCGCCGGGGUGCCUCUGGCGGUCGGCGGUCGGUGAGCAACGGCCCGGGGCUCCGGGCGCAGAAAAUCAUGAAUGAAAUGGAAGCGGGGCUCCCUCUCCCCCGCCCUCCCGGGCCAGGGAAGCUCGGCGCGGGCGCGGCGCCGGCGGGGACUCCGAGGGGAGAAGACGCCGGAGCUCAGGGAGUGUGGGAGAGAACCUCGCUGCUGAUGACUUCCAAGGAGGGGCCCUGGACAUGUGCUGCAGUGAGAGGCUGCCGGGUUUGCCCCAGCCGGUAGUGAUGGAGGCGCCGGACCAGGCCAGGGGGCUCUCGGACGCCAACGACGCUGCCGCGCCCAGAGAGAUGCCACCGCCCCCAGCUCCUUCUCCGCCCUCAGAGCCCGCUCAGAAGACACCACCUCCAGGCGCUGCCGGGAGCCACUCCCUCCCAGCGAGAGGCAGCCUGUGCCUGCUGGCGGCUUCCCAACUCCUGCUCGCUGGCGGGGUGCUCUGGCUCAGCGGCUAUGGCCCAGACUGGACACAGAACGCCUCGGACCUCGCCUCCUCUUGGCUGGCACUGCUGAGACAGCUGGGACCCAUGGCCUGGCUGGGCGUGGGAUCCUGGGACGCCCCCCACCUGUUCCUGGCCUCCGUGACUGUGGUCCUCGUCUCCACCCUGGUGUGGCACCUGCUGAGGGGUCCUCCGGAGCCCCCCGCGCCCCUGCCCCCCGAGGACAGGAGGCCCUCUGUGAGCCGCCAGCCCUCCUUCACCUACUCGGAGUGGAUGGAGGAGAAGGUGGAGGACGACUUCCUGGACCUGGACCCGGUCCCCGAGACGCCAGUGUUCGACUGUGUGAUGGACAUCAAGCCUGAGGCCGACCCUGCGUCACUGACCGUCAAGGCCAUGGGUCUGCAGGAGAGGAGGGGCUCCAACGUCUCCCUGACCCUGGACAUGUGCACCCCCGGCUGCACGGAGGAAAGCUUCGGCUACCUCAUGUCCCCGCGGGAGGAAUCAGCACGCGAGUACCUGCUCAGCGCCUCGCGCGUGCUGCAGGCCGAGGAACUCCACGAGAAGGCCCUGGACCCCUUCCUGCUGCAGGCGGAGUUCUUCGAAAUCCCCAUGAACUUCGUGGACCCCAAGGAAUAUGACAUCCCUGGGCUGGUGCGGAAGAACCGGUACAAAACUAUCCUUCCCAAUCCUCACAGCAGAGUCUGCCUGACCUCCCCAGACCCUGAAGACCCGCUGAGCUCCUACAUCAAUGCCAACUACAUACGUGGCUAUGGUGGGUCGGAGAAGGUGUACAUCGCCACACAGGGGCCCAUCGUCAGCACCGUGGCCGACUUCUGGCGCAUGGUGUGGCAGGAGCAGACGCCCAUCAUUGUGAUGAUCACCAACAUCGAGGAGAUGAACGAGAAGUGCACCGAAUACUGGCCCGAGGAGCAGGCAGCGUAUGACGAUGUGGAGGUCACGGUGCGCCAGGUCAUCCACACGGAGGAUUACCGGCUGCGGCUCAUCUCACUCCGGAGCGGGACGGAGGAGCGGGGCCUGAAGCAUUACUGGUUCACGUCCUGGCCCGACCAGAAGACCCCCGACCGGGCGCCCCCACUCCUGCACCUGGUGCGGGAGGUGGAGGAAGCCGCCCAGCAGGAGGGGCCCCGCUGCGCGCCCAUCGUCGUCCACUGCAGCGCGGGCAUCGGCAGGACGGGCUGCUUCAUCGCCACCAGCAUCUGCUGCCAGCAGCUCCGGCGGGAGGGCGUGGUGGACAUCCUGAGGACCACGUGCCAGCUCCGGCAGGACAGGGGCGGCAUGAUCCAGACCUGCGAACAGUACCAGUUCGUGCACCACGUCAUGAGCCUCUACGAGAAGCAGCUGUCCCGCCCGACCCCGGAGUGACCCCCAGCUCCUCCGGGCAUCCCCCCUCCGCCCCCGCCCCUUCUGCUUCCUUCCCUUUUGCGGGCGCCCUCCCUGCCCCCCACCACACACACACACACACACACACACACACACACACACACACAGCUUUUCCUUCUGUACAUAUCGGG
This is a messenger RNA of Sorex fumeus (smoky shrew), 2100 nucleotides long. It is a transcript of the gene PTPN5, whose product is annotated as protein tyrosine phosphatase non-receptor type 5. Gene Ontology annotation, biological process: protein dephosphorylation. The record is from RefSeq and is a predicted model, not a curated record. The transcript is spliced from 14 exons. NCBI's taxonomy places the organism in Eukaryota, Metazoa, Chordata, Mammalia, Eulipotyphla, Soricidae. The coding region runs from base 314 to 1951 and encodes 545 amino acids. Gene Ontology annotation, molecular function: protein tyrosine phosphatase activity.